AUGGGGUUAUCCGAUUGCAGUGAACAAGAAAAGCAAGACUUAAGCGAAUGGUUCGCGAACGUCGAGGGCUUCUUCGCCAACGAGACCUGCCGUUCCCACACCAGGCACAGCCCCCAAUGCCUAAACAUUAUGAUGUCCAAACUGGACAUACCGGAGCUACCCACCCCUUCCCUACCUACCCCCUUAGCCAUUGACUGUUUGGGUAAUAUUAAACGGGAUGUCCGGUUAGAGUGCGCUAAUGUGUCGGAGUACAAGUGGAAUGUGACAGUCUGGGAUGACCUGGAUUGUUUACGGGAAAUCGCCUGGGUCAGGUGUAUGCCCAUUGAGUUGGCUGUUACCGAGGAGUAUUUUAGAAAGAACCAGUUAAUUAAUUGGACCGAGCGAGCUGGGUGUGACCUAGCACCAUAUCACAGUGAUGUAUGCAUAUUGCCUGAUGAUAAUAAAGAUAAUAACUUGACUAUCGAUAUGACAAUUGAACUUGUUACUUCUAAUACCAAUGAAUCACCAGAGAUCGUACAUGUUCCCGAAGAUACCGACAUUGUAAUUGAACUAGUUCAAACAAACAGCGAUGAACCACCUAAGAGCCACCUAGAUGUCCCAGACAACUUUACUUCAAUCAACCUUGAUAACAAUAACACUAACAUUAAUAUGACCAAGGAACCUACCGAUACUGUAAUAUCCGAGUUUACCCCCUCUAUCGACCCGCCUAGAGCCCCACGACCCGACCCCCUAACCAUUGACUGUUUAGGUAGUAUUAAACGGGACGUUAGGUUAGAGUGCAAUGAAGUGUCCAAGCUCAGGUGGAAUAUAAGUACCCACACACACCCACCCCUAGAAAAUGUUUACCAUGCUAAAUUAAGAAUAUCGGGGUCUGAUAAUCUAUGGAAAGGUGGUCUGGUCAUAAUCCAGUGA
Molecule: messenger RNA, 912 nt
Organism: Oppiella nova
Lineage: Eukaryota; Metazoa; Arthropoda; Arachnida; Sarcoptiformes; Oppiidae
Source: the annotation of a GenBank genome assembly